Molecule: messenger RNA, 6064 nt
Organism: Coregonus clupeaformis (lake whitefish)
Lineage: Eukaryota; Metazoa; Chordata; Actinopteri; Salmoniformes; Salmonidae
Gene: eif4g1a
Product: eukaryotic translation initiation factor 4 gamma, 1a
Exons: 33
Coding region: 464-5815 (1783 amino acids)
Cellular component (GO): eukaryotic translation initiation factor 4F complex
Molecular function (GO): translation initiation factor activity; protein binding; mRNA binding
Source: RefSeq, a predicted model, not a curated record
AGGCGCACCGUCCGGCCGGCUCCAGCGGACGUUAAUGCAUCGCACCAUGUCCUCGCUGUAAACCGAACGAAACCCCCAGUAGAGUGUAUUUUACCGGCAAUCCGUCACCAUCGGCGCCUUGAUCAUGGACCUCCGGUCCAGAGGCUUUUUUAGGAGGCAUUGGAGUUGUCAAUAGUAACCUUCAAGUGUGAUAUUAAUACAUUUUGUGCCCUGUCACUUUUGCACGCUCCGGGGAUUUAAAGACCAAGUGACAGCACUCACCUAGCUAGCUGCUAAGUCAAUAAGGGCACACUUUCCAUUUGGAGGAGAGGACAAGAAAAUACAAUAGCUACAAUUUUAAGUAACGGACAAUAGGUUUUAAAAUACUAUAUUUUUUCGAUUGUUGAUUCAAGUCUUCCCUCAGAUCCCUCACAGAAACGAUCGGCUGGCAAGUCAGCGCCACCCUGAUGCAGAACGACGUGAAAUGAACAAACCACUGCAGCCUAUAACGGGACCCACCUCUGUCCCACACCCCUCCCCCUCCCCUGGCCUGACACAGUUGUGUUUCUCUGCCUCCCCUCUCUCCCAGGCUGCCUAUGCCCCUGGACAGCCCUCUUCUCUCAUCUUCGCCACCCCAACACCACAACAAAUGAACUCUGCACCUCAGCCACGACAGUUUGCCACCGGGCCCCGUGCUUUACACCAACAGGGUGGAUACAGGGCACUGCAGCCUUACUAUGCCAACAGGCCCAUCAGUGCCCCCCGGGUCCAGACCAGCAGCGGGCCUCGUCCGGUGGGUCCCACCCACAUCUACCAGCCCGGCUCCCAGAUGAUGAUGAUCCCUGGGCAGCAGCUGUCCUUUGCUGGAUCCCCUCAGGGCUACUUCAUCCCCCCUGGACAGUACCGGACUCCCUACAUGCCACCCAGUCCACAGUACCCUGUGACAAGUGGGACAGCAGGCUUCUACCCUGGAACCAGCCCGGCUGAAUACCCCACCUAUGAGCCCUCUCUGGCUGCGAGGGAGAGGAGAGGGGGCGGGCGAGAGAACGGGCGUCUCUCUCUCCACGGUGCUCCUCUCACCUCCCAGCGCUACCCCGCAGGUGCCUACUACCCGGCCCAGCCCCAGUACAGCCACACACCCCCUGUCCAGACCGCGCCCGUCAUGAUAAGCCCCGCCCAGCCCCAGCAGCAGGCCCUGCCCCCUCAGCCGACGCCGACCCAACCACCUGCACCCAAGAGGGAGCGUGUAACGAUCAGAAUACGAGACCCCAACCAGGGGGGCCGUGACAUCACAGAGGAGAUAAUGUCCGGGGGAAGGGCUUCUUCCACCCCCCCACAGUCCUUCACCACAGAGGAAGAAGGUCCUGCCCAGACCAACGGAGAAGUUACUAAACCCUUCACCAUCGUGACGAGAACAGAUGAAAACGCAGAACCCGCGGUUUGCAAAGCGACGGCCGCCGAAACCCCGCCUCCAGUGUCGGCAACUCCAGAGCCUGCCACCGCCACUGUCCCACUGGAGGACAAACAGGAAACCGAUGGCCAGGUUGCCCCGCCUACUGAACAGGUCGUCAGCGAAUCAGCUGCCCCCAUGGCGGGAAUGAGGGCCGAGGUGCCCAUCCCACCAAGGGAAGACCAGGCCCCUGCCCCCUCCCCCCUGGCAGCUUCUACCUCCCCUCCCCCUGCAGAGGUACAGACUCCACCCCCCGCCACCACCAUCGCUCAGGCCAGCCACACGGUGGGCACUGGUAUGACCCCCGCGGUGAUGGUAGUGACCCCCGAAGGUCCUUCCACACAGGUCGAGCCUCUGGCUGCCCCAGCAUCUGUGGAGAAGCCUCCUGCCCGGGUAGUGGAGGAGGUAGUGGUGGAGAAGAAGGUAGAAAAGGUCAAGGAGGAGCCUGCAGUUAACACCAAUCCAGAGGUAGUGGCGGCUGUUGCGGUGGCGUUCGCAAAAGAAGACACUAAACCUGCUCCACGACCUGUGACCCCCAUCGCUAUGGCAACGGUCAACGAUUUCGCCCCGUCCUUGAAGUUGGUGGCGGCUGUGGAAGCUCCCACUAAAACUGACAGCGUGGUGUUGCCGCCAGCGCCUAAACAGAAAGCCGCUGUUCCCGUGACUGAGCCCGUCUCUGCCCCCGCUCCUGCCGCCACUCCCUCUGUCCCGGAGGUGGAGCCUGCCGUGGCCCAAAAGGUGGAGCAGCCGCCCCUGUCCAACGGCCUCCCCCAGGAGGACCCCGACGAGGUAGACGCCCCCGUGGCUGCACUAGAGCCUACCGCAACGGCAAUCACAGAGCCUGCCACUCCCCCACCUCAGGAAACUUCUAACCCUGCGGCUGCUGCAGUGGCAGAGGAAGAGGAGGAUGCAUCCCCAGUGCCCUCGUCCAGCAGCCCUUCAGAGGACACGUCUAUGCAAGCUGCUGUGUCUGUGCCAAAGAAGAAGAGGAACAUGAAGGAGCUGAACAAGAAGGAAGCCAUCGGAGACAUGUUGGAUGCCUUCAAAGAGGAGAAGGAGGCGGCACCCGCCCCCGAGCCCUCGUCAACUCCGGCAAAGCCCAGCCCUGUGGCCCCUCCCUCCGUGGCGCCCGCUGAAGCUCCAGACGAGACGUGGGAAGAGAAGGAGGACAAGCAUAACGCCGACACGCCCCCGCUCAAACCGGGCGACCUCAAGUACCAGUACAAAGGAGAGCAAUGGAAGCCUAUCGACCCAGAGGAGAAGAAGAGGUACGACAGAGUGUUCCUGCUGGGCUGCCAGUUCAUUAGUGCCAGCAUGAACAAGCCAGAGGGCCUACCUGUCAUCAGCGACGUGGUGCUAGAGAAGGCAAAUAAGACCCCCAUGCGCCCAGCAGAGCCUGGUCGCAACAUGAUGAACGCCGGGCCAGACUUCACCCCCGCCUUCAUGGGUAACCUGGGCAGACAGUCCUCCGGAGGAGGGGGACCACGGGGCCCUGGAAGGGACCAUAUGGGACCCCCCGGACCGCGGCGCUCCCAGCAGGGCCAGCGUAAGGAGCCCCGCAAGAUCAUCACAAUCUCCUCAUCGCUAGGCGGCGACGUGGAGCUCAACAAGGCGGAGAAGGCCUGGAAGCCCACAGUGAAGAAGGCGGUGACCCAGGGCCGUGGGGCUGCCCCCGAGGAUGAGGAGAGCGACGACCCCGAGCAGGCCAAGACCCAGGAGCUGUUCAAGAGGGUCCGCUCCAUCCUCAACAAGCUGACCCCUCAGAUGUUCCAGCAGCUGAUGAAACAGGUCACAGAGCUGACCAUCGACACGGAGGAGAGGCUGAAGGGAGUGAUCGACCUGAUCUUUGAGAAGGCCAUCUCCGAGCCCAACUUCUCUGUGGCCUACGCCAACAUGUGCCGCUGCCUUAUGGGGUUGAAAGUGCCCACCACAGACAAACCAGGAGUGACGGUAAACUUCCGCAAGCUGCUGCUCAACCGUUGUCAGAAGGAGUUUGAGAAGGACCAGGAUGAUGACGUGAUCUUUGAGGCCAAACAGAAGGAGAUGGAAGCCGCCAAAGAGGAGGAGAAAGCCGGUCUGAAGGCGGAGCUGGAGGAGGCCAAAGACAAGGCGCGGCGGCGGUCGCUGGGCAACAUCAAGUUCAUCGGCGAGCUGUUCAAGCUGAAGAUGCUGACGGAGGCCAUCAUGCACGACUGCAUCGUCAAGCUGCUGAAGAACCACGACGAGGAGUCGAUAGAGUGCCUCUGUAGACUGCUGUCCACAAUCGGCAAGGACCUGGACUUUGAGAAAGCCAAGCCCCGUAUGGACCAGUACUUUACCCAGAUGGACAAGAUCAUCAAGGAGAAGAAGACCUCGUCUAGGAUCCGCUUCAUGUUGCAGGACGUCAUCGACCUCAGACGGAGUGGCUGGGUGCCCCGGCGAGGGGAGCAGGGCCCUAAGACCAUUGACCAGAUCCACAAGGAGGCUGAGCAGGAGGAACAAAUGCAGCAGAUCAAGGUUCAGCAGCAGCUCAUGUCAAGGAACGACGGAGGUGGACGAGGAGGAGGUGGUGGUGGAGGAAGAGACGGGAGGGGGGGAGACAGAGACAGAGGAGGAAGGGAUCAGGGGGGCCGCGGGGGCCAGGGGGGAAGGGGCAGCCAGCCCCAGGACGAGGGCUGGAACACAGUGCCCAUCUCCACCAAGAACAGACCCAUCGAUACCAGCCGGCUCAGCAAGAUCACCAAGCCUGGUGCUCUGGACUUCAGCAACCAGCUCCUUGCGCCCCAGCUCGGGGGUAAAGGCAUGUGGGGCAGCUGGGGCAAGGGCAGCAGUGGAGGCACCACAGGAGCCAAGCCUGCUGCCGGAGCUGAACCAGCAGCGGAGACUGGCCGUCCGGCCACCGGCAACCGUUUCUCUGCCCUGCAGCAGUCUGCACCCCCAGCAUCCUCCUCAGACGCUGACCGCAGGGUACCCCAGAGGUCCAGCUCCAGUCGUGACCGCGGCGGGGACCGGGACAGGUUUGACCGCUUCGAGCGGCGCGACAGCAGUCGUGAUGAGCGUGGCGGCAGUCGCGACACCCACCCCUCUAUCACCAAGCGCAGCUUCAGCCGUGAGACAGAGGAGCGUAGGAGCGAUAGUCGCACCCCUACGGAACCCCCUGUCCGGCACGUAGCCAGCAUGACUGACGACAGGGACCGAGGCAGCAGAGACCGGGGAGGCAGCGGUAGCCGGGACAGGGCUCCCAGCAAGGAGGCUGUUGUGAAGCGUGAGACAGCCCCCACUCCUCCCCCCACUGCUCUGACCAAACCGACCAUGACCGAGGAGGAGCUGGAGAAGAAGUCCAACGCCAUCAUCGAGGAGUACCUCCACCUCAACGACAUGAAGGAGGCACUGCAGUGUGUAGUGGAGCUGAACAGCGCCUCGCUGCUCUUUGUGUUUGUGCGGAACGGUCUGGAGAACACUCUGGAGCGCAGCGCCAUCGCCAGAGAACGCAUGGGCCUGCUACUGCACCAGCUCAUCAAGGCUGGCUCCCUGCCCACAACAGAGUACUACAAAGGGCUCCAAGAGAUCCUGGAGGUGGCUGAGGACAUGGCCAUAGACAUCCCCCACAUCUGGCAAUACCUGGCUGAGCUCAUCAACCCCAUGCUCCACGAGGGAGGCAUCCCCAUGGGACAGCUCUUCAGGGAGAUCUCCAAGCCCCUGAUUCCCCUGGGUAAGGCCGGUGUGCUGCUGGUGCACAUCCUCAACUUACUCUGCAAAGGAAUGACCCAUAAGAAGGUGGGCAGUCUGUGGACGGAGGCGGGGCUCAACUGGAGAGACUUUCUGCCAGAGGACGAGGACAUCAACAAGUUUGUGACUGAACAGAAAAUUGCAUUUACCCUGGGGGAGGAGUCAGAGGAGACUAUUCAGAAGAAGCCCAUGAGUGGGGAGGAGCUUAGCAAACAGCUUGACAGACUGAUCCAGGACAAGGCUAACAACCAGCGCAUCAGAGACUGGGUCGAGGCCAACCUGGGCGAACAGCAGGCGGCCUCUAACCAGUUUGUGCGCACUCUAAUGACAUCCAUUUGCCAGUCAGCCGUUAUAUGUGAGAACCCGUACAAGGUGGACGUGGAACAGAUUACCCAGAGGGCCAAGCUGCUGCAGCGGUACCUAAGUGAGGAGCAGAAGGAGCUGCAGGCCCUGUACGCCCUUCAGGCCCUCAUGGUGCACAUGGAGCAACCGGCCAAUCUGCUGAGGAUGUUCUUUGACACGCUCUACGACGAGGACGUGAUCAAAGAGGAGGCCUUUUACAAGUGGGAGUCCAGCAAAGACCCAGCCGAGCAGACUGGAAAGGGCGUGGCCCUCAAGUCGGUCACCGCCUUCUUCACCUGGCUCCGUGAGGCCGAAGAAGAGUCCGACAAAGACUAAACGGCCUCACUCUAAAAUCACCACCCCUCUAUGGCCAGGGAGGGGUAUUGCAAGGGGGGCCAAGGAGAGAUUUGGACUCUAUGGCCCUUUAAUGUUGCGGACUGAUACCAAUCCUCAACGAGGCUAUUGAGAGAGGGAUAUACAAUCACUUUCUCUCUUUUCCUCUAUCUCUCGCUUCGUCAUUCUCUCUCUUUUCCCUGUUUUGUGAUGGCGAGUGUCCGCCGAAAAUGAAAUAAACCUGAAAAAUGA